Molecule: messenger RNA, 5652 nt
Organism: Theileria orientalis strain Shintoku
Lineage: Eukaryota; Apicomplexa; Aconoidasida; Piroplasmida; Theileriidae
Product: P-type ATPase
Exons: 20
Coding region: 1-5652 (1883 amino acids)
Cellular component (GO): membrane
Molecular function (GO): P-type transmembrane transporter activity; ATP hydrolysis activity; ATP binding
Source: RefSeq, a predicted model, not a curated record
AUGUUUAAUACUGUCAAAUUACACAAAAAUGAAAUCAGCUGUAUUAUAAAUGGAAUAAACCGUCAUUUAUUACAUAGAAGAAUUAACAUUAGUACAACAUCAACCUCUAAACUAAUUAUAGAUGCACAUCAAUCAUGUUUUAAUAAAUCGGGGGAAACAAUCGCAAAGGAACAAUUUCAUAGGUUUUCUAACAAUCUUAAAAACUGUAUCUUUUCAAAACAGGAAGCGGCCUGCGCACUGAGAUUUUGUCUAGAUUUGGAACAUUUUGAUCCGAUUCUAUUCAGAAACAUAAUUAAAGUGCUGGAAGAUGAGUAUUUUAAACCAGUUCUUUGUGAAGAUUUGGAAGAUACAUCACACGAGCUGUAUAACAUAACAAAAAAGAAUGUUUCAAACACAUACGAGUUUAUGAAUUCACUAUCAAUCAAAGAUAAAACCAACAUAGUGAUUUGGACCUGGCUGAUCAACAAGGAAACUAAAAAGAGAACCAGAAGAAUUAAAAUACAUAAACGCACUGAGGAGAUAGACCCUGAGAAGAAGGAAGUGUACGUUACGAGAAGGACGCGAAUGGUUUUGGACCCAAUACCAAUCAGAGCAAGGGUUUCGUACAUUCCACCAGGGAAAAGGUUAUCGAACACACUAGCGUUUCAACUGAGGGAGUCGGUUCCAGAAUGUAGUUUACCAGAGUUGUGUAAUAUUUUACACAUAUUCUCAACGCCCCUGCCACUUUCCGGACAACUAAACGAGGACACAAUGGACCUAAUUGCACAAAAAUUUAGUAAAUAUGAAGUGGGAGAGCUGGCUAAAAACAUUUACAGCGUCUCCUCAUUUUGUAAAUACGCCUCAAAAAGGUUUCUUGACAUAUGGUCAUUCACUGACCCUAAUCAGGAUAGGGUGCCAACAAGAGGGAAGAUACUGUACAAGUUUGAAAAGAGAAAACUGGAUAAAAGGUUUAUAAACAAAGUUUUGGAAUCAAUAGAAGAAUAUGCAAACUCUAACAUAGAAUUGGAAAACUAUAAAGGGUACCUAGAUGUUACAAGUGACAUUAGUGUACACCUACACAUUUUAAACAAUUUCGCAAACUCAGAUAUAGAAAUACCAAUAAACACAUGGGAAGGGUUGAUAGUAAAGUUAGUCAGUAUUACUGAAGAACAAAACAAGUUUGAAAUGAGAGAAAUUGGGUUAUUCUGUGACACACUAAUUAAGGUGAAAUACACAACUCCAAACACACUAAACUGCGCAAGAAUGAUGAUCAAAUCGUUUACAAUCUCGGAAGAAAUGUUGAACCAUGAUUACUAUCUAAUGUCGCAAAUAUUAGAGGUUAUAUUGAUGAAUGGCCUUAAUGAAGGAUCCAGUGAAAUUAUUAAAUGUGUAUGCACACUAGCCCUAAAUAACAUCGAAAGGAUAGAAUUGGACAACAAAUUAAAAUUGGUGAAAAAUUUGGAUAGAUUAUCGGAUAGCUUGAAUGAAAGUGAAAGAUUGGAACUCAGAGAUGUAGACACUCGCUACUCAAAAAAAAUUAGUGUCGGAAAGCAGACAAAUAACACUGAGGAUUCCAUAAGUAACCUACUCAGAAAUAAAUUAAAAUCUACAAUAAACAGUGAUUCUGAUGGAAGUUCAAUUGUUAAACCCGAAUUACAGGACUACGAUGAUAUAGGUGUGUGGUACACAGUACACAAAGACAACAAAGGUGACGAAAAAGACAAAAAAGAGAAACCUUCCACUGAUAAUAAGAAAGAAAACGUAGGUAAAGAUGGUGCUAGGGUCCCAGAGGGAGGAGACGGCGAAGAACCGAGGAAGUUUAACUUCGAUAGAUGGUGUAAGGAUGAUAAGCUGCUAAUAUCAACGUAUGAGUUGAACGUAUUUAACGCAGGAUCACUACUGGAAACAACUCAACUCAAUACAGAAGGAUACACGGAUUACUGCGGGUCAGAGGAGAACAACGAUAGGAGUCUGCGGCAAGAGGGAUACAGCUUCACGACGCCAGGGAAGCUGAUAGUUAAGUUCCUGGUGGCGUACACAGUAGUGUGCCAAGGAAUAGUGCUCACGCUGAUGUGCAAUGAGCUGUGCAUACCAAUCGUGUCCAGCAUAGGAUACUGGGACGAGAGAGCAAGGCCGUUCUUCGUAUCGUGGCUGGUGGGAUUCUUUACGCUGCUGAUCACGUUCCUGGUGAAGAACACGAAGCUGGGAAAGAACCUGUUCCUGGUGAGAGUGCCGCUGGAAACGUGCACGUACGUCAAAGUCAGCGACCACAACAAGUCGUCGACGGAGCACGACAUACUGCACAGCACUCUGGACCUGAUAAGAAACUUCAUAAUCAAGCUGAAGCUGUUCUUCAACAUCUCGGACGCGAUCUUCAAAAUACCGUUCGAAAGGUACAAGGUGGUGAAGCACUGCUACCUGCCAGUGCACGACAGCGAGGGAGAAAGGUACUUCUACUACCACUACGUGAAGUACACCUACAGCGAGGAGCUGCUGUACUUCCUGGACGCGACGCACAAAGUCAACGGGUACCUGAAGAACACGAACCUGGUGCAGCUGCUGGACAACGGAGGGCUGACGGAGGAAGAGUCGGAGAGAAGGACGGAGGACAUCGGCUACAACGAAAUCCUGGUGGAAAGAGUGGGUUUCUGGCUCCUGCUCUACAGAGAGGUCUCGGACCCGGUCUUCUUCAUGCAGCUGUACCUGACGAUCAAGUCGAUCUUCUGGAGAAGCUACAUCUCGGCGCCGAUUUGGGGCCUGACGACGCUGUACACGAUCUACAAGAAGGUGCGAAUCAUACACGAGCAGCAGAACGACAUAUAUAACCUGACGACGAGCAGCAACGAGAAGUACGUGACUGUGAUGAGAGACAACGUGACGAAGAAGGUGAUGACGAAGCACCUGGCGGUGGGAGACAUCGUGAGGGUGGAAAACGACUGGGAAGUGCCAAGCGACAUGAUAAUGCUGCGAGGAGACGCAAUAGUGGACGAGAGCAGCAUCACGGGAGAGUCGAUACCGCUGAAAAGGAGGAAGAUCGACCUGGACAAGUACCUGAACUACGACCUGAACAUAUACGACUUCAUACACAGAAGAAGAGCGCGCCAGAGCAACAGCGACCAGAUGAGUACAGGGAGAGAGUCGGAGGACAAGGGAAGCGAAAGAAGAGAUGCGUACAACUUCACGGAAGGCGAGGACAACACGGAAGGCUACAGCGAUGUGCUCAGCGAAAACCUGCUGAAAUCAGGAACCAGAGUAAUAUCGGUGCUGGGAAACGAGGAGAUGGCAUGCUCAGCAGUGGGAGUGGUUAUAGCGACAGGAGUGUUCACGACGAAGGGGAGGCAGAUGAAGGGAGUGCUCUUCCCGAACCAGUUCAGACUGAAGUACGACACUCAGCUGCCGCUGGUGUUCAUACUGACGUUCAUCUACGCACUGUUCUGCUCAUACUACCAAAUACGGUUCCUCGGAUGGAAUAUGACGUCGAUAUUUUAUAGCAUAGGAACGAUGUCACAGGUGGUGCCAGUGUGGACGAGCACGAUCAUAUCGAUAAGCCAGAGUAGAGCAUGUCAGAGGCUAUCGAAGUCGGAGUCGAUAUACUGCAUAGCGCCCUCGAGAAUAGCAGUGUGCGGAAAGCUGAGAGUGAUGUGCUUCGAUAAAACAGGAACGCUAACGAACAAUAAACUGAUAUUCAACGGAUCGAAGUAUUUCAUUGACAAUGAUUUGGCAUUGCUGAAACCAGAGAGGAUCUUGGAAAAUUUGAACAUACUGAAUAAUUUAGACUUCUUUAGCAACACGCACAUGAAGCCAUACUUGAUAUCAAUGGCAGUAGCAACAUGUCACUCACUAUGGCCGUCAGAUACACCAGAGCAGUACGGAAAUAACGUGGACAAGUCGAUGUUUAAUUGCACUGGGUGCCACGUAGAUCAAUACAUAGACGAGAAUGGAAAAAACAAGAGGUAUAUAAGAAGUAAUAAAAACAAAGACCUGGUGAUGGAAAUACUUAACACGUUUGACUUCGAUUAUCAGAAGAAGUUGUCAUCAGUAGUAGUACUGUUAAAGAUAAAUGAUGAGUCUAAAAGGGUGGUGUUUGUGAAGGGAGCGUUUGAAAACCUGUCUCUGUGCUGUAACCACGAGUUGGAAAAUCUGGCAAUACUGUCGAACAAUGAGUCAUCAAACGGCUCAUACGUGCUGGGAUUGGCAUAUAAGGUGAUAGGAGAAGAAGAAGAUGUGACCUCAAGAAACACAAUGGAAUCGAAUUUGAAUAUGCUGUCGCUGCUAAUAUUCAACAAUCAAGUGAGAGCAGAGAGUAGGCAAGUAGUGCAGACGCUUAACGAGGCAAUGGUGAGGUCAGUGAUAUUGACGGGAGAUAACAUACCAGCGUCACAGUACGUGGCGAAGAAGUGUAACAUAAUACAACCGCCGAACGCACAAGGAGAAAGAGGGGAAGAGGACAAGGAGGGAGAUGACGCAGAUACUGCGGAUAAGGAAAGACAAUACCCGAUCGCAGUGAUGAAUAACAACAGAAUAGAGUGGAAGUACCCGUACCAGCACGUGGACGAGGAAAAGCUCCUCUUCUCAGAAGAAUACAAUGAGAUAUCGAUGACAGGAGACGUGUUUGACUUCAUAGAAAACAACUGGAAUGAGAUACUGGCGAAGUACGGAAGGUUCUCAACGAAUGAAACGAACAAUCAGACGCAAUUUCAGCACUUUCUGAUGAAGAUAAGAAUAUUCGCAAGACUUAACCCAAAUCAAAAAGUGAGAGUGAUUAACUCAUUCAAGAGACUGGGGAUCAUUACGGGGAUGUGCGGAGAUGGAACGAACGAUUGCUUGGCACUGCAGGCGUCGCACGCAGGAAUAAGCUUAACGAGCGGAGCAACGUCAAUGGUGUCGCCAUUUUCGUCAAUGAACAACAAACUGGAGUCAGUGAUAUACCUAAUAAGGGAAGGAAGAGGGAGUCUAGUAACAUGUUUGGCAUGCUUUAAGUUCAUGCUCCUGUUUGGACUCAUGAUAGCAUUCGUAAAAGUGACGCUGUUUAGACUGAGCAGAGGAGUCAUGCCGGAAUGGGGAUACCUACUAAUAGAAAACGCAAUAAUGCUCCUGCUGAGUUAUACAAUGGCGCUAUCGAGGCCAAGUGAAAAACUAAGAAUAAGGUCUCCAACAAGCAGUCUGUUGGGGCCACUGACUCUGAUAUCAGUGGGAGUGAUGUUCUUUGUGAACAUAUCAUUCCUGUUCAUGCUGUUUAAACUGUACGAGAAACUAGGAGUGCCAACGAGUUUGAAGUAUAACACAUCGCAACCGCCAGCAGCAUGGUGGAUAUUGUCGGACAACUUCGAGGCGCCAACAGUGUGUAUGUGGCUGUGCUACCAAGUUGUGAACACGGCACUGGUGUUCUCAUUCGGAGGAGUGUUCAGAGAGUCAAUAGUGAGGAACACGUACUUCACAUCAGUGUGGCUGUUCAUCAACUCGUUCAUAACGUACCUGGUCUUCACGAAGCCGAACAGACUGUCGUGCCUGUUCAGAAUCAACUGCACGGACGAGGUGUCAAAGAUGACGAAGAUACCGGUCUUGGGGCUGCUGACGACGAGCGCCAGGGGGCUGCCGUUCCACGGAGAGCACUCGCACAACGUGCUCCCGCUGAAGUUCAAGGUAAGACCAAGCUCAAAGUCUCACGAAUGA